AUGCGGAAGGGACCAUUUUUCCUAGGUUUUCUUUUGGGACUGAGUUGGCUGGUGCAGCCCGGCCAUGGCUUAAUUGAAGUGUACAGCGGAAAUGACGACUCAAGUGUCUGGGUUCCCGCAUUUCAGUUUCCCAAUUAUCAGGCCAUCGCUGGCCGUAUCAGCGGUGUUCCGAGUUAUCUUCGAGUUGCCAUUCCAGAAAACGACCGCAAUGGCGAACUUGUCGAAGCGGCGCCGCAGGUGUGGGAAAACAGCCGCUUGGUUCCCUUCUUCUUGUUGACGGAUGACACGCCCUGUUUCCCACAAACUGUCGGCAACGACGUCAGCGGAGUGACGGCAAAGAUCUUCAACGCCCAGAGCAAAGGCUACAACGGCGUCAUCAUUUACGCAGAUGCCUCCAAAGAGACAGUAGCCCCACCGUGGAUUACCAACGGAGAGCGGGUUGUUCCCGGUCCUGCGCAACCACCGAUCACGCCCUUCCCGAUGCCGAUUCCAGCCAAUAUUGCCGACCAAAUAUGCAUUGCGGUGCAUUUUGUCGGACACGACUACGGACUGCAACUGACGCAAUACGCGUAA
This is a messenger RNA of Paramacrobiotus metropolitanus, 573 nucleotides long. RefSeq lists its product as uncharacterized. The record is from RefSeq and is a predicted model, not a curated record. NCBI's taxonomy places the organism in Eukaryota, Metazoa, Tardigrada, Eutardigrada, Parachela, Macrobiotidae. The transcript has 3 exons. The coding region runs from base 1 to 573 and encodes 190 amino acids.